Pediculus humanus corporis (human body louse) is the source of this 2556-nucleotide messenger RNA. RefSeq names its product Ribosomal protein S6 kinase alpha-2, putative. Gene Ontology annotation, biological process: intracellular signal transduction; protein phosphorylation. Gene Ontology annotation, molecular function: magnesium ion binding; ATP binding; ribosomal protein S6 kinase activity. The transcript has 11 exons. Lineage: Eukaryota; Metazoa; Arthropoda; Insecta; Psocodea; Pediculidae. The coding region runs from base 1 to 2556 and encodes 851 amino acids. The record is from RefSeq and is a predicted model, not a curated record.
AUGUUUUUUUGUAUAAUAGACGAAAUAUUUUCACUGUUUCAGAAUCACAGUACCCAUAUCGAAGUAGACAAUGAGGGAAAGCAUCGGAAAAAUAGUAAUUCACACGAAAUCGAAUUGGUCGAGGUGACAAGAGAGGGACACGAACGAGCCGAUCCAGGUCAGUUCGAGUUGCUUAAAGUUCUCGGUCAAGGUUCGUUUGGAAAAGUCUUCCUAGUCCGAAAAGUAGUCGGUAAAGAUAAGGGAGUCCUGUACGCCAUGAAGGUAUUAAAAAAGGCGACGUUGAAAGUGAGGGAUAGGGAAAGAACGAAAAUGGAGAGAAAUAUUCUAGUCGACGUUCGGCAUCCAUUCAUUGUCCGAUUUAGCAGCAGCAGCAGAAGAAGAAAAUGUCUCAAUCACAGUACUCAUAUCGAAGUAGACAAUGAGGGAAAGCAUCGGAAAAAUAGUAAUUCACACGAAAUCGAAUUGGUCGAGGUGACAAGAGAGGGACACGAACGAGCCGAUCCAAGUCAGUUCGAGUUGCUCAAAGUUCUCGGUCAGGGUUCGUUUGGAAAAGUCUUCCUAGUCCGAAAAGUAGUCGGUAAAGAUAAGGGAGUCCUGUACGCCAUGAAGGUAUUAAAAAAGGCGACGUUGAAAGUGAGGGAUAGGGAAAGAACGAAAAUGGAGAGAAAUAUUCUAGUCGACGUUCGGCAUCCAUUCAUUGUCCGAUUGUUUUACGCUUUUCAAACGGAUGGAAAAUUGUACCUGAUAUUGGAUUUUUUAAGGGGAGGAGAUUUAUUCACGAGACUUUCGAAAGAAGUUAUGUUCACGGAAGAAGACGUUAAAUUUUAUUUGGCCGAAUUAGCGUUAGCUUUAGAUCACAUACAUUCUCUCGGAAUCAUUUACAGAGAUUUGAAACCGGAAAACAUACUUUUAGACGCCGACGGUCACAUUUCAUUAACGGAUUUCGGAUUAAGUAAGCAACCGUUGGAAGAACCGACGCCCAAAACGUAUUCAUUUUGUGGCACAGUUGAAUACAUGGCGCCGGAAGUCGUUAACCGGAAAGGACAUUCAUUUGCCGCCGAUUGGUGGUCUUUCGGAGUGUUAAUGUUCGAAAUGCUGACGGGAUCUUUACCAUUUCAAGGAGCCAACAGAAAGGAAACGAUGACGAUGAUAUUAAAAGCGAAACUCGGAAUGCCGCAAUUUCUAUCGCAAGAAGCUCAAUCCCUUUUGAGAGUUCUUUUCAAAAGGAAUCCUUUGAAUCGAUUAGGCGCGGGUCCCGAGGGAAUAAAGGAAAUUAAAAAUCAUUCGUUUUUCGCGACCAUAGAUUGGGAAAAAUUAUUCAACAAGGAAAUUCAACCGCCUUUCAAGCCGGCGGUGUCGAGAGCAGACGACGCGUUUUAUUUCGACAGCGAAUUCACGUCGAAAACUCCUCGAGAUUCUCCAGGCGUACCUGCGAGUGCCAACGCUCAUGAAUUAUUUCGGGGAUUUAGUUUUGUGGCUCCCUGUCUUUUGGAAGAAUCAUCGUCGGAUGCCGACGUACCGGAAAAAGUCAAUAAUGACUGCCUUUCGAAACAAUUAGCUUUUGUCAAAUCAACAUCAAUACAAGAUGAAUACGAGUUGAGAGAAGAAAUCGGUAGAGGAAGUUAUUCCGUUUGCCGCAAGUGCCUCCACAGAACUACGAAAAUCGAAUACGCGGUUAAAAUGAUCGAUAAGAGCAAAAGAGACUGUCAAGAGGAAAUUGAAAUACUUUUACGAUACGGUCAUCAUCCGAACAUAGUCACGCUCCGAGAUGUUUACGAAGAUGAAAGAUACGUUUAUCUCGUCAUGAUUUUACUAAGAGGAGGCGAACUAUUGGAAAGGAUACUCAAAUUAAGAAUGUUUUCAGAAAGGGAAGCUGCCAAUGUAAUGCACGUCAUUGUUUCAACCGUACAAUAUCUUCAUAAUAACGGAGUAGUUCAUAGAGAUUUAAAACCUUCUAAUCUUCUUUACGGGUCGGAACAAGGCAACGCGGAAAGUCUCGUCAUAUGUGAUUUUGGAUUUGCCAAACAACUUCGAGCAGACAACGGUUUACUCAUGACUCCUUGUUACACGGCUAAUUUCGUGGCACCAGAAGUUCUCAAGAGGCAGGGUUACGACGCCGCAUGUGAUAUAUGGUCGUUGGGAGUCAUACUCUUCACGCUUUUAGCCGGCCACGCUCCGUUCGCCGGCGGACCGAUGGAUACUCCGGCCGAAAUACUUAAACGCAUCAGCAACGGAAAACUAGACCUGGAAUCGGGGAAUUGGUCGUGCGUGUCAAACGAAGCCAAAGACCUUGUCCGUAAAAUGCUGCACGAGGAUCCUCAUCGUCGUCCCACGGCCGGACAAAUCCUUCAAAAUCCCUGGAUAGCACGUCGAGCUUUGCUCCCCGCGAGACGUCUCAUCGUUCAAGAUGCUCUCUCUCUCAAAGGCACCGUGGCAGCUACGUAUCGGGCCAUUAGUCAAUCCCCUCGUGCUCCCGAUCUCGGUCCCGUAGUCAUGUCCGAGCUGGCAAGAAGAAGGAGGAAAUCCCGGCCGAAAUCCACAUCGACGGAUCCAUAA